AACAACUCAUUAAGGACAUCCAAAGCCCUAAUAUGAAAGGAGAGGUAGAGAACGUUCGCUUAUUACUCAUCGGACCAAUAAAAGCAGGAAAAUCGUCAUUUUUAAACUCUGCAGCAUGUAUUGAUAAGGGACGAAUCGCAAUGGUUACUGCAGUCGGAGGAGAAGGAGAAAGUAUGUCUAAAAAGUUGAAGGUUUACCGUCCACAAGGAAAGUUGAAGAACUUCAGACUGUUAGAUACGAUGGGCAUUGCAACUGCUGGGGAGGCCGGCAUAAGCGUCAAAGAUUUGAUAUAUGUUAUAAAAGGAAACGUUCAUCCGGAUUAUAAGUUUAAUCCUGCAUCUCCGAUUACUGAUACGGACAAAUCUUUCUUUAAAACGCCGUCGAAGAAUGACCAAACACACUGUGUAGUCUUCAUGUUAGAUGCAAGAGUUGCCGGCGAAGGUAACAUAUCUACGGCUAUGAAAGCGAAGGUUGCAUCACUACAGGAUGAGCUUAAGGCAUUUGAUAUCCCUAGAGUAGUUCUUCUUACAAAAAUUGAUGUACUCUGUGAAAAAGUUGCCGCUGACAUCUGCAAUGUAUAUAAAAGUGCAAAAGUGCUGAAGGCUGUAACUUUUGCAGAAAAUUUGUUCCACGUCCCGAAAAUGAAUAUAUUUCCGGUGCAAAACUACAAGGACGAAAUGGAUAUAGACACUUCCAAAAACAUUCUACUGCUUCUGGCAUUGAGGCAAAUGGUAAAUAUUGCAACAGAGUUUAUAAACGAGCAUGCCGCAGGGAGCGAUGAUCAGCAAAAUGAACUUCCAAACGUCGCUUCUUCGAUCCUUCCUUUUUUAACGCUUUUGGUUUGCAAAUUAAAGAGUUUUUAACAUGGUUCUAUGUUUUACUGCUGGUAAUUAUACAGAAAAGAGCAGAAUAGAACAAAAUUUUAUUAAAGACAUGAUACAUCGUCAUGUUUAAUAAACAAAAUACCGUUAUAAUAUAAUGUUACGUUAAUAUGGUUUUUGAACAAACUGACAUUAUUAUUCAACAAAUACUACUGUUUCAUGAAAGAGGAAGAACAGUUAUAAUAUAACAUAAUUAUAUAAAUAUUUAUAAUACUUCUAUCACAGUUAGUCUUAAAUGUGGCGUUAAAGUUGCUGAUAGAAGACCCAGAAAUUAAUUUUAAUUGUUAACAUUCACAACCAUAGUUUUUGUUUUAAAAAUGUCAUAGUUUUACCUUGCAAGAUACUCUUGAUUUGUAGUAAAAAAUUCAAUAAAUUUGUUCAUCGAUGGUCUAUCAUGAUAUUACUUUUUAACAU
Messenger RNA from Mercenaria mercenaria, 1295 nucleotides. RefSeq names its product interferon-induced protein 44-like. The transcript is spliced from 5 exons. Lineage: Eukaryota; Metazoa; Mollusca; Bivalvia; Venerida; Veneridae. Bases 33 to 863 code for a protein of 276 amino acids. The record is from RefSeq and is a predicted model, not a curated record.